This is a messenger RNA of Engraulis encrasicolus (European anchovy), 6549 nucleotides long. It is a transcript of the gene phrf1, whose product is annotated as PHD and ring finger domains 1. The record is from RefSeq and is a predicted model, not a curated record. The transcript is spliced from 18 exons. The coding region runs from base 175 to 6183 and encodes 2002 amino acids. Lineage: Eukaryota; Metazoa; Chordata; Actinopteri; Clupeiformes; Engraulidae.
AUUUGAGUGCGAUCAGCCAUUUCCGUCGCUAUUCCCAGCCGGCAGCGUCAGUCAUCGCACACACCGCGGAGCUUUUAUAUAAAAAAUAAAUGACUAGCACAACAAUAUAGGUGUUUGGUCAUUGUCUCUCAUUACAUUGGAAGAAGUGCAGUGAAGAUUUUCUGAUGAGUAGCCAUGGACGAGGACGACAGCCAGGACGAGCUGAUCAACCGAAGUGCUUCCCAUGGCAAGGGCAAACGACCGGCAACAUCCAUAGUAUCUGACGAGGACAUCUCUGAUGACGUGGAAGAAUCUGGGGAGGAAGAGACCGACAGCGAAGAGGAGGAUGAAGAGGAGGAAGAUAACCCCGAUGAAGAUGAGGAGGAGGAGGAGGAUGACAGUGAUGUGGAGGAGGGCGAGAAGGAGGUGCAGGGGGCUGUUGGAGGUGCCUCUUUAGACAUGUCCGGUCUGAGCUCGGACGAGGACGCGGAGAAAUGCCCCAUCUGCCUCAACUCCUUCCACGAGCAGAUGGUGGCAACACCCGAGAGUUGUGCCCACUACUUCUGUCUGGACUGCAUUCUGGAGUGGUCCAAGAAUGCCAACUCCUGCCCAGUGGACCGAAUAGUCUUCAAGAGCAUCUGUGUACGGAAGAGUUUUGGAGGAAAAGUUCAGAAAGUUAUCACGGUUCAGAAGCCAGUGAAGGAGGGUCAGGAGGAGGUGGUGGACCUGGAUCUGGAGCAGACCAGCUGUGAGGUGUGCGGCGGCAGCGACCGCGAGGACCGCCUGCUGCUCUGUGACGGCUGUGACGCCGGGUACCACAUGGAGUGCCUGACGCCGCCACUGGACUCUGUGCCCGUCGAGGAGUGGUUCUGCCCACAGUGUGCAGCCAACAACCGCAGCUCAAGGUCUGGCACCGAGAGCGGUGAAGACCUGGUGUCCCAGCCAACCACCAGCCGCUCCCGGGCCCCCGCUGGCAGGCCCACGCGUGCCAUCGCCCGCACGCAGCAGAGCGAGAGGGUCCGCGCCAGCGUCAACCGCCACCGCAUCACACAGGCACGCGACCAGUUUACACCCAGGUAUCUGAUUCAGUCCACCUGGCUGGAUGAGACCAUCAAUGCUGUGGUGGCUGGUCUAAACACGGCCGUGUAUGUGCGCGACCUCACACCCCGACCUGCACGGACGAGGAGGAGGAGGAGGACAGUGAAGCGCAAGACCACCAAAGGUGGUAAGUCAUGUGACCUGGACGGCAAGAAGGGUAAAGCGACAGGAACCACCAGGGUGAAGAGGAGGAAAAGACGAGUCAGGAGGACCAAAUCCAGAAGGAAACUGGUUACGAAGAAGAAGCAGCCUACCACCCGUGGCCGCAUCGCCCGUAGCCUUGGCAUCAAGAAGCCCCGCAACGGCUCGUCGCUGCCCUCGGUGUACCGGCCGUCGGAGAGCACGCUAGGCACCAUGCGGGCAGACAUCGGCGCCGCCUCCCUCUCCAUCUACGGGGACCCCUAUGACCUCGACGACUUCGACGUUGAGGAGGAGCCAGCCCCAUCCCCCUCCUUACUGGAACUGAAGAGGCGAGGCCUGUCCCGCUCCGCCAUGCGCUCUCACCAGCCUGUGGCCAGACCUGUGCCUGCUGGCACGUCCAGCCGGCGGGGUGUGGCUAUGUCUCAGGGGGAGGAGGUGGCGGUGGCGGUGCCGGCCCCCGUGCCUGACCUGCUGGGCAGCAUCCUCUCCAGCCAGAGCAUGCUCAUGAUGGACAGCUCCAACGUGGUCAUCAACAGGGACGGCUCCCUCAAAGCCAAGAAGCCCGUGAAUGUUGCGUCGUCAAAGUCCACGCCCAGCCACAGUGGAAGUGGAAGUGAAGCGCCAAUCGGCGGGCCCAGUCAUAACGGUGACGCCAGUCCCUCCCUCUUACCUCCCAGCAGAACCACCCCACCGCACCUCUCACCCAGCAGCCCAGCGCUGCUGCCCCCUCACAUCACCCCCGCCUCACCCAUGAUGCCCUCCCACGCACACCCCAGCCUACCCAGACCCAGCUCCAGCUCCUCGCAGGGGCUAGUCACAUCACCCGGCCCCAGUGCAAGCAGCAGAGACGUCCACUCUCACUCCCACUCCCACCACCACCACCACAGCCAUCACAGCCACCGGCCAUCCAGUAGAGAAAGCCGAGACAGCAGGCAUAAGGCCGACGGUCCGUUAUCAGCCAAAACGGCCCCUGCUCCUCCGAAGCCUGUUUGGGUGGAUGUGUCUGUUUUGCCUCGCAUACCGAAGAUCAAGCGUGACAGCAGUGGUGGAGGUGGUAGUGGUAGCCGGACAGAGAGCGACAGCAGAAACAGCAGCAGGAGCAACAGUAGUAGCAGCAACAGCAGUAGUAAUUGCUUACCAGAGCCACUCACCAGCCUGACGGGGAACCAAGUCCGGCAGCAGACUGCUGAUCAACAGGGGACUGGCUCGGGGAACCACCAGGGACGGACAACCGAGUCCCACAGACAGAGGUCAGAGCGAGUGGCCCAUUCGUCUUCCUCAAACAGCUUGCACUCAUCUUCUUCAUCCUCUGCCGCACCAUCGUCUUCCUCCUCUUUCUCCAGGGGAGCUUCCUCCUCAUCAUCGUCGUCAUCGGUGAGUUUUCGCAUUAACGCCAGUGGGAGCUCGUGGCGGAGGCUGUCGGAUUCUAAUCAUCCAGAUGCAGCUCAACAGGGGGAGCAGCAGAAGAAGCAAACGGCCAAAUUGCUCCUCUCCAAAUCCAACAGCAAACGCACGUCCGCAAAGCCUGAUGUAUACGACCCUUCGAAUCCCACAAACUCCAGUUCGGACUCAGACUCGGAAUCAGACAAGGAAAGACCUGCGGGGACAGGUGGCUUUGGGUUUUGGCUGAAAAGGACGCAAAGGUUAUUACCAACUGUUGUUGCCAAGGAGGAAGUGGCUACACCGGUGAAAAAAGAACUUCUCCUUCCAGAAGUGGUCCCAGUUCCAGAAGUGGUCCCAGUUCCAGAAGCAGCUCCAGUUCCGGAAGUGGUUCCAGUACCAGAAGUUCCAGCUCCAGCUUCGGUGAAGGUGGAGGGAGACGGCGACUGUAAAGUUCUGGUGAAAAAAGAGCCCGAGUCAGACGAUGAAACACACAUGUACGACGACAUGUUCCCUGACACUCCGGAAGCACCUGAGCCACCAGCGUGCCCUCCGGAAGUCCCCAAUGAAGCUCCUCAGGCGAUCAACUGCAGAAACACUGAAACAGCCAGCCCUCCUCAAAGUGGGCCAGUAAAGAAGGAGGAGGCUGCUGAGCUGGCCGCUGAGCCAACCGCUGAGCCGGCCGCUGAGCCGGCCGCUGAGCCAACCGCUGAGCCGGCCGCUGAGCCAACCGCUGAGCCGGCCACAGAACCAACCGUUGAGCCAGCUGCGGAGCCGGCCUCGGAGCCAACCGCUGAGCCAGCCGCGGAGCCGGUCGCUGAGCCCGACUUGCCUCAAAAUUCUUCCUCUUCCUCCUCCUCUUCCUCAUCCUCCUCUUCCUCAUCAUCCUCCGGCUCCAGCUCCAGCUCCAGCUCAAGCGCAGACUCCUCACCCAGUCACAGCCAAGCUGAUGACCAGAAGGUGAAAACUGAAGUGAAACCCGGGAAAGAUGAUGACUCUAAACCCAGUAAGUCAAAGUCUCCUUCUAAAAGCCAUGGCACGGGGCAACCAUCUGCACAGCUUAUUGUGAAUAAUGCUGAAAUUGGUGGGUGUGGAAAGAAGGCAGAGGAGAUGCAGAACAAAAGAAGCCAACGAUCUUCUUCCAGAGAGAAAAUGAAAAGAGAGAAGUCCAAGUCUCGUUCCCACAGCCCACCCUCAAAAGUGUCUGACCGGAAAAGGAGGCACUCAAAGUCUCGGUCGCGCUCUCGAUCCAGGGACAAGCGUUCUCGAUCAAAAGAGAGAAGACGUUCACGUUCUCGCUCGAAAGAGAAAAGACGUUCUCGCUCUCGAUCGAAAGACAAGCACCGUUCACGGUCUCACUCAAAAGAGAAAAGGCGUUCACGAUCACGAUCAAAGGAGAGGAGGCGUUCACGUUCCCGAUCAAAGGAGAGGAGGCGUUCUCGAUCGAAGGACAAAAAGCGUUCGCGCUCUCGGUCGAAAGAGAAAAGACGUUCUCGCUCUCGAUCAAAAGACAAGCACCGUUCACGGUCUCGAUCAAAAGACAGAAGGCGUUCGCGAUCUCGAUCAAGAGAAAAGAAGAGGACUCGCUCACGGUCACUAUCGAGAUCAAGAGACAGGAGAGCCUCGCCGUCCCGAUCCCGGGACAAGAGACACAAGCGUUCCCGCUCCCCAUCUCUAUCCAGAAACAAACCCUCUUCGCGCUCAAAAGACAGAAGGCGCUCGCGCUCGCGAUCCCACUCCCGAACCAGAGAAAGGAGGCGUUCCAAGUCCAACAGCGCAGAGCGCAGGAAGAAGCAACGCAGGGACAGCCGAGAAAGGAAUGAAGAGCGGGUUAUUAACAGCAAGAAACGCACCAAAGACAGGAGACGUAGUCGGUCACGGUCACGCUCCAGGUCGAACUCUUCAUCCAGGGAAAGGAAGAGGCGGAGGAGCCCCACUCCUCCUCCUCCUCCUCCUUCUUCGAGGUCGAAGGAACGAGGGAGUGAAGUGAGGUCCAAAGACAAGAGGAGACCUCGGUCCAGAUCGCGCUCUAGAGAGAGGAAGAAAGCAGAGCCGAGUUCUCAUGUGAAAGACAAGGACAGAGGCCUCCAGAAAAAACCUGCAUCUUCUGCAUCCACCUCCUCAUCACUGUCCUCCAAGGAAGCCAAGGAGCCAUCUCAGGUGUUGCACAAGAAAGGGUCUUCGAAUGCCACCGUGAAGGAAGAGAAGCUUGCCAAGACGACAGAAAAAGUUAUCCCUGUUUCUGUCAAGAAAGAGACAACCACACUGAAAAUCAUCUCAGGGGCUCAAGGAAUCGCCAAAGACCCAAAGGAGAAGGAUACAAAGCCCUGUUUGGGUUUGCUCAAAGAAAUCAAAAAGGAGAAACUUAAAGAAGAAAAGGCCCAAUCCUCUUGUAAGGCUAGAGAGGCUGAUCAAGAGGAUGCACCCUCUCCUCACCCACUCAAGGAGGAUUUGAAGGGAGACACCACAGAAGUCAAGGUGGUAAAGGAGGAGGUUAAGAUCACCCCAACCACACCAGUGGACCUUGACGACAGCAAGACCACCUCUGCCUCUGUCCAGGGAGAAACGAAGAGUGAAGUUCAUCCUGUCGUCAUCAUCAGCGCCAAGCCCAUCAAAGUAGAAACUAUCUGGCCUGAUGAAGAUAGUCUACCACCGCCCCCACCACCACCACCUCCACCUCUACCCUCUGCUCCUCUAUCUAUCGACACACCUGAGGAGGUCAUGGACAUUGAGGCACCAACUGCUCCUCUCGUCAUUACCCCUACCGCCGGCUCCCCACCACCUCCUCCUCCACCUCCUCCUCCUGCAGAACAAGAGGACGACAAGAUGGACCUGGUGAAAGAUGAGGACGACUCGUCAGGAGACGAAGACUUCAACGUGGACUACAUGCUCGAUAGCCUCUACCUCAAGGAGAUCACAGGGCGCGCCAGUGCGGACGGUAACGGGGCUGCCGGUGCUACUGGGGAGGCCGGUGUAGAUGAGCAGGAUGAUGCCUGUGUCUCUGCCACCACUGAGGAGACGGAGAAAACGGAUAUGGACUCCUCCACAAGCUCCAUGGGCUCCAAGUCCAAGGGGAAGAGGGUCACUUGGAACAUACAGGAGUCAGAAAAGCCUCCGGGAGAGAAGAUAAGCAAACUUAGUCUUUAUAAGCAGAGACAGAAACUGGAGGGAGCAAAGAGGGCAGCUCUUGCCACCAACGCACAGAAGUCCAGCCAGGAUUCUGGCGGUGAUGCCGUGGCAACCACCCUGACGGAGGAGGGCCAGGGGGCGUCUGCUGCCGAAGGGGAGGAUGAGGCCGUCCACAAGGACAUGUACAUGAAGAAGCUGCACAUGCAGGAGAGAGCCGUUGAGGAGGUGAAGCUGGCCAUCAAGCCUUUCUAUCAGAAGAGAGACAUCACGAAAGACGAGUACAAGGAGAUCCUGAGGAAAGCUGUCAAGAAGGUGUGCCACAGCAAGAGCGGCGAGAUCAACCCCAUGAAAGUGGCCAACCUGGUCAAGGCGUACGUGGACAAGUACAGGCACGCGCGCAAAUAUCGCAACCCCGCGGAGGGCGAGGCCAGUGAAGACCUAGCGGAAAAUGAGUAGCUCGAGACCUGAGAUGAGGGAGAGAGGGAGCGAGCUCCGGGAAGGAUCCCUCCCCUGUUCACCACCUGUACGGCAUCCAGCUCUAAUGGACAUCUUGCUUUGUUUAUUUGUUCAUGUUUGUGUGUGUAAUGGGGUUUUUAUUUUCACUUAUCACCGCCACAUUACCCUCUCGGGGUAAACCCAAGGGCUUGGAGAAAUCAUGUCCUUUUUUUCCAUAAGCUGUCCCCACCUUCGGCCCUUUAUGUUGCAAUCGUGCACGCAUUUGAGUUUGUGCGCACUGUACACACACAUGCACACAUGCCCCUUAUAGCCACGUCAGCACAGGGGGCCUCAAGUCCUGUGUGUGUGUGUGUAUGUGUGUGUGUG